Messenger RNA from Diospyros lotus (date-plum), 1693 nucleotides. Its product is annotated as glutelin type-D 1-like. The record is from RefSeq and is a predicted model, not a curated record. The transcript has 3 exons. NCBI's taxonomy places the organism in Eukaryota, Viridiplantae, Streptophyta, Magnoliopsida, Ericales, Ebenaceae. Bases 90 to 1157 code for a protein of 355 amino acids.
UGCACCCUGCAGUGCUCAUCUAUCUAUAUAUCUUCCAUCUUCUUUGAUCCAUAAUAUUAUUUAUAUAUUUUGAUUGGCAAGAGUACGCGAUGGAGGUGACGACGAUGAAGGAGAAGUUAUCACCACAAGCGGCUGAUAGUAAGAUCUUUGAGGGAGAUGGCGGUUCCUAUCACAGUUGGUCUACUUCUAACUUUCCGUUACUUGCCCACUCCAAGGUCGGCGCCGGAAAGCUUCUUCUGCAUCCUCGUGGUUUCGCCCUCCCCCACUACAGCGAUUCCUCCAAGAUUGGCUACGUCCUUCAAGGCAGCUGUACGGUUGGGAUAAUAUCCCCCGGAACAUCACGAGAACAAGUGUUGACGAUUGAGAAAGGCGAUGCAGUCCCGGUACCGGUGGGAGUAGUGUCCUGGUGGUUUAACGGUGGGGACUCCGAUGUGGAUAUCGUAUUCAUCGGUGAAACCUCCAAGGCCUAUGUUCCAGGCGAAUUCACCUACUUCUUCUUGACUGGGAAGGUAGGCCUACUGGGCGGUUUCUCGAACGAAUUUAUUCGUCGAGCUUAUAAUGGCAUCACCAAAGAAGAAGCCAGCAAGCUUGUGACCAGCCAAACGGGCACUUUGGUCGUCAGGCUCGACGAAGGAAUUUCAAUGCCCAAUAUCCCUCAACCAUGCAACCACCACCACAAAAAACAACUAAUAAUCAGUAAUUCUAGCUUAACAGCUGCUGCUAAUGCUAAUUAUUCUACGUUUGAAGAAGUUGCGCUCAGCGCCAAGCUCGUAAAGCUGGAACCGGAAGGCGAAGCCGCAGUGCUCCCACCAACGUAUGCCGCAGAUUCGGCGGUUCAAGUUAGUUAUGUUGUGAAAGGCAGUGGUAGAGUUCAGCUCGUCGGCAUCAAUGGCAAGCAGGAAUUGGAUGCCCAAGUGAAGGCUGGGGACUUGCUUGUGAUACCUCCAUUCUACGCGGCCAUGGAAAUCGCAGAUCACGAACAAGGAGUUGAAUGCUUGUCUGUCAUUACAUCCUCCCAGCCUAAAUUUGGACAGCUUGGCGGCAAGACAUCAGUUUGGAAGGCCAUGUAUCCAGGGGCUCUGCAAGCUUCUCUUGGUACUAGUCCAGAAUUUGCUCAACUUGUCGUGUCCAAGAUGACAAGCAACACUCCUCUCUAAGUUCCUUCCUAGAACUUCUGAAGCUCUACGCACCAAAUAUGAAGCAUACAUUCAGAGCCGGUCCUGGGUUUUUGGAGGCCUGGGCAAAUUUUUUAAGUGUGCCCAUUAUACAAAUGAAAUAAAAAAAAUAAAAAUUAUUAAUUAAUUAAUUUUAUUAAAAUUAUAAGAAUUUACAAAAAAAUAAUUUGGGACCUCAUUAAAACCUUAUUUAGAGAAAAUCUAAUAGGAUAAAAUCCCAAAUGAAGGAAAAAGAAUACCUUGCAUUGUAAAUAUUGUAUUAAAAAAUGAAAACAACAUAUUUGAAUCUACAUACUUCCUCUCGAAUCUCCAUAAGCAUUUCUUAAUUUGAUCAAUCUUCCUUUCAUUUAGGGUUGUCAAAAAAUAUUCAAAAACUGGUAAACUGGAUCAAACCGGACCGAACCAUGCCUUUUGAAUUGGUUAUAUGGUUCAAUGGUUAGGUUAUGGUUUUAAAAAAUUAAGAACCAAUAUAUUUAGUUUAGUUACUAUUUUUUUUUUUUCAAACCAUGGUUCGAACC